Folsomia candida is the source of this 1866-nucleotide messenger RNA. Its product is annotated as inward rectifier potassium channel 2. Gene Ontology annotation, biological process: potassium ion import across plasma membrane; regulation of monoatomic ion transmembrane transport. The transcript has 6 exons. Lineage: Eukaryota; Metazoa; Arthropoda; Collembola; Entomobryomorpha; Isotomidae. The coding region runs from base 505 to 1650 and encodes 381 amino acids. Gene Ontology annotation, molecular function: inward rectifier potassium channel activity. The record is from RefSeq and is a predicted model, not a curated record. Gene Ontology annotation, cellular component: plasma membrane.
UGUCCUGUCCGCCCGUGAGAACCUUUUCCUUGAACACUCAGACAAAGAUCGUCCAGAGCAAUGUGUAAUGUUCACCUGCUCCUCCAUCCAUUCCAUUCGAGUUCUGAUGCUGGAUGACGCUGAUCCAUUUUAUUUGUUGACAUUAUUUUAUUGCCCAGCAUUCAAAUGGGGCCGAGAGUGCGAGGAGAGGACGGAGACACGGACGGGAUUGCGAUGAUGGGAUUGUCUCUCUCUCUCCGGGGAGAGGGACCCGCACCACAAAUUGUAACAAACUGUCUUCUUAUUAUAAUGCCUGUCUACCAAUGUGUUAUGGCCUCCAGUCCAGAAUUCCGUGGGAUUAUGAUGAGCCGAGGAUGAUGGUGAUGAUGAUGAUGUGGAGAAAGUUUGCGACUGUCCUCACCGAACUGGAACAACUGCUGCUGCCUUUCUCCCACGCACAACUUUCUCCAAUUUCCACACUUCUUCUCACGGACGGACGGACGGACGGUCCACUCGAGAAUCCAGAUGCGGUGGACCUGGUUUAAGGACUCUGCUGAGCGGAGUGUGCUCGUCCCCUCGGAUGCCGGGAUGCGUGACCCGUCCUACGACUCCUUCAACGACGACCUCUCGGCCGCCAGCCAUCAGUCUCUCUUUGGCUUCCUACGACGAAGGAAAGUUCUGCCCCAGUCCAACACGAACGUUCGAGCUCUGAACAAGGAUGGCACCCGGGCAUUUUCUCCAGUCAACAUUCACCAGCACAGGAGAAAGUUUACCGCGGACAUUUUCACCACGCUAUUGGAGCUGAAGUGGCGUUGGAUUUUUGUGUCAUGUUUUAUUACCUACUUUGGAUCUUGGCUCUUCUUUGCUGCUCUCUGGUACCUCAUCGUCUUCUUGCAUGGUGACCUCGACCCCGCUGUGACCACGCUGCCUGAGAACGAGCACACUCCUUGUGUCACCGGCGUGAUUGGAUUCGCUUCCGUUUUCCUCUUCAGUGUGGAAACCCAGCACACGAUCGGCUACGGGGCACACUACGUGACGGAAGAGUGUGGUCUCGGAGUCCUGCUACUGUGCUUCCAGUCCAUCGUGGGCGUCAUACUCGAAGGUCUCGUCGUCGGACUCGUAUUUCUCAAAAUUUCACGACCCAAGAAGAGGAGUGAGACAUUGGCAUUCAGUCGAAAUGCAGUCAUUUGUCACCGCGAUGGGAAAAGGUAUUUCAUGUUUCGUGUUGCGGACACCCGAACCUCGCACCUUCUCGAGGCCCACGUUCGAGCACAGGUGGUUUGGAAACGCUUCACGCAAGAGGGCGAACUGGUGACCCACUCGCAAGAGGAGAUCACGGUCCAAGGGGAUGGUGAAAAAGGGGACAAAAUCCUUCUCUUCUGGCCAACCACCGUGGUCCACGAGAUUGACAAGGACAGCCCACUCGACCCACUCCAACCAAAGGACUUCCAAAUGGAGAACAAUGCUUCCUUCGAGAUUGUCGUUGUCUUGGAAGGGGUUUUGGAGACGACGGGACUAAUGACGCAAGCCAGGACGUCCUACUCGCCGCAUGAGAUACGUUGGGGAAGUCGUUUCCACGAGGUUGCCUACACAAAAUCCAGUUCCGGCCAGAGAAUCAUUGACUACUCGCUCUUUGACCAAGUUACGGACGAAUCUCAGCCGAAAAAUUAGUCCGUGUUGGCUUGAAAGAGAGGGGACCAACAGGAAAGGUGCACAAAUGUAAGGCUCGUUGCGUUCUUCGCUCAGUUCAAUCUCUUGGAGUUCAAGUCUCGUGAGUUUAUCCCUCAUUUUUUACAAAUCAGAAAAACUUGUAAAACAAUUAUUAUGCUAUUGUGUACAUUAUUAUGUGUUUAUAGAAUAAAUAGAUAAAUAAAUAAGUACAAUGUA